AGCCAAUGGAGAGAGAGGUAUUCCCUAUUCCGCCAAUGGAGGGCCAACAGAGGCGGGACUUUGUGUAACGCCCUAGUAACGGCCGCGUGGUAACCCUGGUGCUCUGCGCGCGGUACUGGCUCCCGGUUUUCUACGCGGGGUUGGGCUCCCUGUGUCUGUAAAAUGAAGAUAGAGGAAGUGAAGAGCACCACGAAGACGCAGCGGAUCGCCUCCCACAGCCAUGUGAAGGGGCUGGGGCUGGACGAAAGCGGCCUGGCUAAGCAGGCGGCCUCGGGGCUCGUGGGCCAGGAGAACGCGAGAGAGGCAUGCGGUGUCAUAGUAGAAUUAAUCAAAAGCAAGAAAAUGGCUGGAAGAGCCGUCCUGUUGGCAGGACCUCCCGGAACUGGCAAGACUGCUCUAGCUCUGGCCAUUGCUCAGGAGCUGGGGAGUAAGGUCCCUUUCUGCCCAAUGGUGGGCAGCGAGGUUUACUCGACGGAGAUCAAGAAGACCGAGGUGCUAAUGGAGAACUUCCGCAGAGCCAUCGGACUUCGGAUAAAAGAAACCAAGGAGGUUUAUGAAGGCGAAGUGACGGAGCUUACACCGUGUGAGACUGAGAACCCAAUGGGAGGGUAUGGCAAGACCAUCAGCCAUGUGAUCAUAGGACUCAAGACAGCCAAAGGCACCAAGCAACUGAAGCUGGACCCCAGCAUCUUUGAAAGUUUGCAGAAAGAGCGAGUGGAGGCUGGAGAUGUAAUAUACAUUGAAGCCAACAGUGGUGCUGUGAAGAGGCAAGGCAGGUGUGACACCUACGCCACAGAAUUUGACCUUGAGGCUGAAGAAUAUGUGCCCUUGCCAAAAGGGGAUGUGCACAAGAAGAAGGAAAUCAUCCAGGAUGUGACCUUGCACGACUUGGACGUGGCCAAUGCACGGCCCCAGGGUGGCCAGGACAUCCUGUCUAUGAUGGGACAGCUGAUGAAGCCAAAGAAGACAGAAAUCACAGACAAACUUCGAGGCGAAAUCAACAAGGUGGUGAACAAGUACAUCGACCAGGGCAUUGCUGAGCUAGUCCCUGGCGUGCUGUUUGUUGAUGAGGUCCACAUGCUGGACAUUGAGUGCUUCACCUACCUGCACCGAGCUCUGGAGUCAUCCAUUGCUCCCAUUGUCAUCUUUGCAUCCAACCGUGGUAACUGUGUCAUCAGAGGCACCGAGGAUAUCACCUCUCCACACGGCAUCCCUCUUGACCUCCUGGAUCGCGUGAUGAUCAUCCGGACCAUGCUGUACACGCCACAGGAGAUGAAACAGAUAAUUAAAAUCCGAGCCCAGACGGAGGGGAUCAACAUCAGUGAGGAGGCACUAAACCACCUGGGUGAGAUCAGCACCAAGACCACGCUGAGGUACUCGGUGCAACUGCUGACCCCCGCCAACCUGCUGGCCAAGAUCAAUGGGAAGGAUGGCAUCGAGAAGGAGCACGUGGAGGAGAUCAGCGAGCUCUUCUAUGAUGCAAAGUCCUCAGCCAAGAUCCUGGCGGACCAGCAGGACAAGUACAUGAAGUGACAUGGUCUGCAACACUGUCGUGUGCUGAAGGCUUAUUUUGUUAUCAUUAUUUCUCCUGUGGUUGCUUUGAGGAACUCUUUGUUGUUUGUGUUUGCUAAUAAAAUCUUACAGGUUAUUUUU
Octodon degus (degu) is the source of this 1653-nucleotide messenger RNA. RefSeq names its product RuvB like AAA ATPase 1 (gene Ruvbl1). Gene Ontology annotation, molecular function: ATP binding; DNA helicase activity; ATP hydrolysis activity. The transcript has 11 exons. Lineage: Eukaryota; Metazoa; Chordata; Mammalia; Rodentia; Octodontidae. Bases 163 to 1533 code for a protein of 456 amino acids. Gene Ontology annotation, cellular component: Swr1 complex; NuA4 histone acetyltransferase complex; R2TP complex. The record is from RefSeq and is a predicted model, not a curated record. Gene Ontology annotation, biological process: regulation of transcription by RNA polymerase II; box C/D snoRNP assembly; chromatin remodeling.